Messenger RNA from Dunckerocampus dactyliophorus (ringed pipefish), 5128 nucleotides. RefSeq names its product anoctamin 7 (gene ano7). Bases 351 to 2996 code for a protein of 881 amino acids. NCBI's taxonomy places the organism in Eukaryota, Metazoa, Chordata, Actinopteri, Syngnathiformes, Syngnathidae. The transcript is spliced from 23 exons. Gene Ontology annotation, molecular function: chloride channel activity; protein dimerization activity. The record is from RefSeq and is a predicted model, not a curated record. Gene Ontology annotation, biological process: calcium activated phospholipid scrambling; chloride transmembrane transport. Gene Ontology annotation, cellular component: plasma membrane.
CUCAGAAUACAUAACAGCUGCUGUUUCAGCUGUCUCAUCCUACCUGAAGACACGUCCACCUUAGGACUAGUCCAGCAACGGGCUCAUCCACCUGAGGACGGUUCACGUGGGUAUUUGUCCACUUGACGAGUCGUCCACUUGAGGACUGGCCCAGGAGAGCGGUGAGUCAGUAUUUGAUCUGAUCACUGUCAGUGUGUGGUGCGAUCAAGUUCAUUCUCAGCUAAGAACCGCUCACCGAUGUUUGGAGUCACCGUUGAGGCGUCAGGAAGUAGCACAGUGACAAACAGGAAGUUGUGCUUGUUAACAAAGUGCAAUGCUGAGAUGCUGAGAGUGUUUCCCGGUCCAGGAGGAUGAAGAUGAGGGGGGAGCAGGAGGUGAACAGUACCAGUCUGAACACCAUGGAAACCAAGCCAGACAUCAACGAUGGAAACAUCACCAUGAAUGCUCCUGUGGCGCCGCGGGACAGAAACAUGUUCAGUGACGGAACGACUCGGGUCGAUUUUGUUCUGGCAUGGGAGGAGCCUCUUAACUCAGAGAAGGAGGAGAGCACAGCCAUUAACCCCGCCCACAACAAGUGGAGGGAAACAUUCCUGAAAAAACUGAAAUACUCGGGACUCCUGCUGGAGAAGAGGCACAUGGUCCAGGCCAAAGCAAGGAUCUGUUUUGUCCUCCUGAGUGCCCCCUGGAGCGUCCUCUGCUACUAUGCUGAGGAGAUCAGCUUGCGAGUUCCUCUACAGGUUGUUAACAGUUCAUACACCAACUGGUCCGCCCAAAUCUUUCGGUAUGUGUCGGUCUCCAAUCCUAUGAGCCAGGAUGUCCCCAAUCCUCCACCGGACUUCUACACCUGCCAGUUUCGGAACAACAAGCUAGAGAGGUUUCUGGGUAGUGAGGACAGAGAGACAUUCUUCAAGACAACUCAAAGACAUCAAGUACUCUACGAGAUCCUGGCCAGGACUCCUUACGGCUCGGUGUCCAAGGGCGAGGUUGGAAUUGACCGGCUGCUGAACGAGCAGGUCUUCACAUCUGCCUACCCACUGCAUGAGGGUGGAUUCCAGCUGCCCAGCUCCCCGGUUGCCCCCGAGUGUCUGAGACUCAGACAAAUUCUGUAUGCAUACUGGGCCCAGUGGUCCUGCUGGAAACGAUACCAACCUCUGGACCACAUCAGGGAGUACUUUGGAGAGAAGAUCGCACUUUAUUUUGCAUGGCUAGGGUUCUACACCGCCUGGUUGGUGCCGGUCUCACUUGUUGGAACUUUGAUCUUCCUGGCAGGGUUGUGGCUGAUGACCACUGAUGUUCCAGCGAAGGAGUUGUGUAACAGUGGCGGUGAGUUCAUCAUGUGUCCUAUCUGCAACAUCUGCUCUUCCUGGAACUACUCCAGCAUCUGCUUGACAUACAAGGCGGGGGUUCUUUUUGAUAAUGGAGGGACAGUUUUUCUCAGUGUCUUCAUGUCCUUGUGGGCUGUCACCUUUUUGGAGUACUGGAAGAGAACAUGUUCAUCUCUGUCCCACCGCUGGGACUGCUCCGAUUUCCAGGAAAUCGAGGAGCGACCUCGACCAGAGUUCUCCACCAUGGCACCGAUGACCAUGAGGAACCCACUGACCGGUGCUGAGGAACCAUACUUCCCUGAAAGCAAGCGAUUGAACCGCGUGCUGACCGGCUGUAUGAUUAUGGUCAUCAUGGUGGUCGUGGUCCUAAUGUUCCUCAUCGCCAUCAUCCUGUAUCGCUCCAUCCUGAGCAUCGUCAUCUCCAAGGCCAACUACAGUUUCUUCAUCUUCUCUGCCGACAGGAUUGCGAGUCUCACGGGAUCUGUGUUGAAUCUGCUGGUCAUUCUCAUCUUGUCCCGAGUGUACAUCUCACUUGCCCACAUCCUCACCCGCUGGGAGAUGCAUCGCACUCAGACCAAAUAUGAAGACAUGUUCAUCCUCAAAGUCUUCAUCUUCCAGUUUGUCAACUUCUACUCCUCACCAGUUUACAUCGCAUUCUUCAAAGGCAGAUUUAUCGGCUACCCUGGAAACUAUGACACGCUGUUUGGAGUGCGCAAUGAAGACUGUGGAUCAGGCGGCUGUCUCAUUGAGCUGGCUCAGGAACUGCUCAUCAUCAUGGUCGGAAAACAGCUGAUCAACAACAUCCAGGAGUUCAUCAUGCCGAAGGUGAGGGCGUGGUGGCAGAAGAGGAAGAGGAUUUCGAGGGUGAAGGAGGUUCAAGAGGAGGAAGGAGGGGAGGAGGACGUUUGUCCUUGGGAGGUGGACUACCAGCUGCUGGUCUGUGAGGGUCUCUUCAGCGAGUACCUGGAGAUGGUCAUUCAGUUCGGCUUCAUCACCAUCUUCGUGGCGGCAUGUCCGCUCGCUCCUCUCUUUGCUCUCAUCAACAACUGGGUGGAGAUUCGCUUGGACGCUCAGAAGUUUGUCACCGAAUAUCGCCGCCCGGUGGUUGAACGGGCUCAGGACAUUGGAAUCUGGUUCGAUAUCCUGCAGUUCAUCACGUACAUGGCCGUCCUGGGGAAUGCCUUUCUCAUUGCCUUCACCUCGUCCUUCCUGCCCCGCCUCUACUACCGCUACACCCGAGACGCCUCGCUGAGUGGUUAUAUCAACUUCACCCUGGCAACGUCACCGUGGAACUACACCCGGGAGCAUCGACACGCUUGCAGGUAUCGGGGCUUCAGGGAUGAAAAUGGCCAGUAUCUGCCGGAGUAUUUUCACCUGCUCGCCAUACGACUCGGCUUUAUAAUCAUCUUUGAGCAUGUGGUCUUCUUCAUCGGCCGUCUGAUCGACAUGAUGGUUCCUGACAUCCCAGAGGAUGUGGAGCUUAAGAUGAAGAGGGAGCAUUACAUGGCCAAGGAGGCACUGGCUGAGAAUCAGGCCUUGGGGAGAGCGAUGUUUCCUGGCGAGGCGAACGGCUCAGCCGGAGAACUUCGACAGCGUAAAUCCAGACGUUCCCCGCCCCCGGCACAGAGGAUGACGGAGAUCUCAGAAGAAGCUGAUACAUUCGGUAGCUGAUGGAGGACAUUUAGGACACUGAAGAGGAUGUUCAGUCCGAAUCCGUCUGGGAAGAGCAAGACCAUUUUGGAGCAUAGACUAAUUUGACAAAAGACGUUUUAAAAGAUGGUUCAGACACUUGAGGAGGAUGGUGACUUGGACCUCUGAUAAUAGAACUUUUUCUAGUAGACAGUUGGUGAGAAGGCUAAAAAAAUGGAGGCAAACACGUGAGUAGUUGAUGUAAAAAUACACAAAAAAAAAGAUUUCCGUCAAAUACCACGAAGUUUGAAUGUUUGAGUCCAUGUCAAUGGAGAGGUGUACAUUUCUUUACUGUACCUGAAGCAGUUCAGAUGGAAGUGAAUCGCAAACACAGAAGGCCAACUCAUGAACUAAAUGUGUGACUCCAGUUCUACUUUUCACACGGUAACUGUAUUGUAUAGACGUAUAACUUUGUGUCUACUGUUUUAGAAAUAUCAACCUAUUUUUUUUAUGAUAUGUAAAUAUUUUUCAAGGAUGUUCCCAUUACAUUUUGUUGAGAAUCCAGGCAAAAUGUAUUUAUGUAACCUUUAUUUAACCAGGUAGGUCAACUGAAAAAAAAAAUCUUUACAAUGACGACCUCGCCGGGAGACAGCAAAAAGGCAGACACAAUCAAAAAACAAGAACACAACACAACGACACCAUCCAUUCAUCCGUCCAUCCAUCCAUCUUCUUCUGUUUAUCCGAGGUCGGGUCACAAGGGCAGUAGCCUAAGCAGGGAAGCCUCUCCUCGACUAAUUCAUCCAGCUCCUCCCGGCAGAUCCCGAGGCUUUCCCAGACCAGUUGAGAGACAUACAUAGUCUCUCCAACGUGUCCUGGGUCUUCCUCGAAGUCUCCUACCAGCUGGACGCGCCCUAAACACCUCCCCAGGGGGGCAUCCAGACCAGAUGCCUGAGCUAUCUCAUCGUUCUCCUCUCACUGGGGAGGAGCAGCGGUUCUACUCCGAGUUUCUCCUGGGUGGUAGUGCUGCUCACCUUAACUCUAAAGGACAGCCCAGCCACCCUAUGGAGAAAACUCAUUUCGGCCGCUUGUAGCUGUGUUCUUGUCCUUUCAGUCACUCCCCAAAGUUCAUGACCAUAGGUGAGGGUAGGAACGUAGAUCAACCAGUAAACAGAGCUUUGAGUGAAGAAUUAUUAUUGCAACAAUACAUCACCAGUAGGGUAAAACUGACCUGUCUCAUGAUGGUCUAACCCAAAUCACUUGGUGAACAAUCCAAUGCUUGGUGAAUUCUGUUGAUCCGAACACAACGACAUAUGACAAUAAAUAGAAAGUAAAAGGGUAAAUGGCUUCAAGCAAGUGUAAUGAUCCUGGAUUAUUGUUUAAUGGGUUGAGUCAUCUUCCACGGAAAACUGAAAGGACAGGAUUAAGGAUUUUUUGGGAUUAGCAGGUUGAUGAGGUCGCUUGAUCAUACUGAAGUUGUAAAUAUUGAGAUGGGUUUUGUAAAUAAACAGUGAGUCUGUCUGCAAGGGUGCGGUGAGGGCCAGUUAACCAUAGAAUACAGACGGCAGUCAUGGGCAUUAAAUACCACAAAUGAUAAAAAUGAAUGAUCAAAAGGCAUUGCUGGGUUACAACCAUGUGACCCCGCGGCAGUCUGUCAGUUCCGGUGAGCCGAUGGGGGUCAAACAAUGUAUAUGACCACAUACAGACUCAGUAUGUUUGUAAAUGGUAAAUGGUAUGAGUGUGCAUGGUGUGUUGCAUGAAGACAUUAAAUAGUUGAAAACAAGGCGAUCCAGCAGCCAUGAAAGCUUAUCUUCCGGAUAGACAAAAGGAACAUAUCAGAUGAAAAUAAUGCUUCUAACAUGUCUAUUUGCGUUCUUACACAAAGUCAGCCUGCAUAAAUACAUUCUUUUAUGUGUUCUUUGAAUGAAGAAAUGAUGAACCUACUGUAUAGUUUUCUGUUAUGAGUCGGGAUGCUCCGAUCAGGGUUCUAUGCUGCCAAUUUUGGGUGGAUUGUCUUUUUGUUUUGCCUUUUUUGUAUUAUUUGACACAAACCUGAAUUUACUCCUAUGCCUGCUUUGGAGUAAUACAAAUACAUGGGAAAUAAUUUGUUCAACAAUUAAUUUUUUAGUUCAAGAUAACAAAACUAACAGAAUAAAACAAUACAAAUAUCUUAUUGA